Tupaia belangeri chinensis (Chinese tree shrew) is the source of this 5093-nucleotide messenger RNA. It is a transcript of the gene GPR3, whose product is annotated as G protein-coupled receptor 3. Gene Ontology annotation, biological process: G protein-coupled receptor signaling pathway. Gene Ontology annotation, cellular component: membrane. Gene Ontology annotation, molecular function: G protein-coupled receptor activity. The coding region runs from base 1 to 1050 and encodes 349 amino acids. NCBI's taxonomy places the organism in Eukaryota, Metazoa, Chordata, Mammalia, Scandentia, Tupaiidae. The record is from RefSeq and is a predicted model, not a curated record. The transcript has 2 exons.
AUGACGGACAGGCAGGAAACAAACAUGAAUGCAAGCAUCAUCCCAGGGGACUAUAUGCUCUGGAAACAGGGGGGCGCAGGCGGCCCCUUCGCGUGGCUCUCCGCCGGCCCCGGAAGCGUGAACGCGAGCAGUACCGGCCACCCCGAGGGGCCCACGGGUCCCGCCGAGCCGCUGCCCUCUCCCCGGGCCUGGGACGUGGUGCUGUGCAUCUCCGGCACCCUCGUGUCCUGCGAGAACGCGCUGGUGGUGGCCCUCAUCGCGGGCACGCCUGCCUUCCGCGCCCCCAUGUUCCUGCUGGUGGGCAGCCUGGCCGUGGCCGACCUCCUGGCGGGCCUGGGCCUGGUCCUGCACUUCGCCGCCGUCUUCUGCAUCGGGUCCGCCGAGAUGAGCCUGGUGCUGGUCGGCUUGCUGGCCACGGCCUUCUCUGCCAGCGUGGGCAGCCUGCUGGCCAUCACCGUCGACCGCUACCUUUCCCUGUACAACGCCCUCACCUACUACUCUGAGACCACGGCCACGCGGACCUACGCCAUGCUGGCGCUGGUGUGGGCGGCGGCCCUGGGGCUGGGGCUGCUGCCUGUGCUGGCCUGGAACUGCCGCGAUGGCCUGACCACAUGCGGCGUCGUCUACCCCCUCUCCAAGAACCACCUGGUGGUCCUGGCCGUGGCCUUCUUCAUGGUGUUCGGCAUCAUGCUGCAGCUGUACGCCCAGAUCUGCCGCAUUGUGUGCCGCCAUGCCCAGCAAAUCGCCCUGCAGCGGCACCUGCUGCCAGCCUCCCACUACGUGGCUACGCGCAAGGGUGUGGCCACGCUGGCUGUGGUGCUGGGCGCCUUGGCCGCCUGCUGGCUGCCCUUCAGCGUCUACUGCCUGCUAGGGGACGCGGACUCCCCGCCCCUGUACACCUAUCUCACCCUGCUGCCCGCCACCUACAACUCCAUGAUCAACCCCGUCAUCUAUGCCUUCCGCAACCCCGAUGUGCAGAAGGUGCUGUGGGCCGCCUGCUGCUGCUCCUCCAAGGCCCCCUUCCGGUCCCGCUCCCCCAGCGACGUCUAGGCAAGGCCCGAGCACUCAACCCCAGGUGCCCGGGGUUCCUUCCCGCGGUCACUCUACGCCCCAGACCCAGCUGGUUCUGGGGUCCUAGGACGUUGGGUGUCUCGGGGUUCUGUUUGGAUCCCCGUGGCCCGGCCAGCUCCAUGGUUCCAAAAGGUUCAGGUGGACAGGGGUCCUUCAGACACGUCCCCUGGCCAGCUGGCUCCGAUCCGAGUGCUGGCAGUCUUUCCAUUCCAUUUCUGACCUUCUCCUCCCCAGCUUGACCUUGGCCAUGUCACUUUUGAAAUUCCGACCUAAAGAGUCCCUAGAUGGGAGACUUAGCUACGGACGUGUGCACUUACAGAGAGUAUCUAUCUACGAUUUAUGUAUUUAUUUAUUUAUUUAUACAUUUAUUUAUGGGUGUUAAGGGGAAGAGGCCUGCACCUUGAACUGUAGGCCAUACCAGGGUACCCCUAGUCCCCACACCCCCAUUUCUGACCUCAGUUCCUGGAGGGGGGGAAGGGAGAAAGAGAAAUCACGUAUUUUGUUAUUAUUUUUGCUUAUUUUUUAUUAAAGAGACCACAGAAACCAGAGCCUCCUCCCCAGGCCUGCCCCUCUGGCCUCCCGGGGACUCACCAGCCUCUGGUUUUUAUUUUUUUAAAGAAGCCAUCACCUGAGCAACCAAGAACUCCUCUGCCUGGGGCCGGCUGUCCUCUGGUGGCCAUUUGGGGGAACUGCAGCCCAGCCAGGCAGCCGGGCAGAUGCAGCGACCCCACCCCUACCUACCCCAGCCAGCCAGCCAGAGCCACAGCCAUGGCCUGGGCCAGACCUCACCUGCGGUGCCCUGGAGGUGUCGGGCGCAAGCCAGCAGCCCACCCCUCUGCCAACCGGGUGUGGCCCCAGUGCACUCCCUGGUCCUGUCCCAGUCCAAUGCAAUAAAAAUGAUUUUGUGAUAAAUGUGUUUUCGUGUGUGUGCGCACGUGUGAGCGUGAGCAGGUGCAGUGGGGGCUGUCAUGAGCACAGCCCACAAUGAGGGGCUCAGGCCAGGCCUGGGGCUUGUUGAGAGGCUGCGGGGAGCUGGGGGCCCCAGAAUGUCAGACCUGAGCACUGCCUGGCAGAGACCACCUCUGGGAACAGGAACCAGGGUGCUGGGUCCUUGAGGGGCUGGAGACACACCCCACACACCGGCCAGCCUGGGGCUUGGGCAGGAAGGCUGUUCCCAGCAUCAGUUUCCCUAAUAACAGCCCCAGUUGGGGUGCCCGUGUGGGCAGGGCGCUGUCCGUACCUGUGCCCCCAGCCUGACUGGUGCCUGGCAGUCUGCUCUGUUUUAGACAAAGCUGGGAGGAGGCCCCGGGCUAGCCCAGAUGGGCCACACAGAAGAGGGUGAGGCCGGAUUCAAGCCAGGAACUUGUGUUCCCAGUCUGUGGUGUCCAGUGGGCACCAGCCUCCGUUCCCUUCCCACGCCAGGGUCAGGACGCCCUCCACCCUGGUUCAUUCUCAGGGCCAGACUCACAUCCGAGAGGUGGUGGGACGAGGCCUGGGUGUUCUGGAGUGAAAGGGCCUCUUUCCUGUUCAUGGGGAGACGACUGCAGGCAUGCUCCCGGGUAUGUGUGUGCGGGUGACCCGAGUCUGGGUGUUUCGGAGGGGAGGAGGACCCCAGCACAUGUCUGUCAGGCAGGCCGGCAGGUUUGUGGUGUACUCUGUCCUCCCAGGCCUGCGGGUGCCUGGCGGGAGAUCGGGCCCAGACUCCCAGCUGCGCCCGGCAGGCACGGGCUGCUCCAUCUGCCAGCCAGGGCUCUCGUCUGCCUGGCAUUGAAGACCCCUCCCCCAGGGGUGGCCAAGAAGCCAAGGGCAGGCAUGCAGAAACCCAGGGUGAGGCUGGGGGUCCCACGGGUCUGCGCCCUGUUCCUGAAAGGUCCCUGAGAAAAGACUUCCCACUCAGCCCCUCCCCAGAGCAGGCCUUGUGCCGUCCCCUCACGCACUGCCAGGCUGAGGGGGACUCCAGUGGGCCUCUGCUCGCUGUUUUCCUGGGCUGCCUGGGGGACAGCUGGGGAACGGCGAGCCGAGCUUCCCAAAAGCGUAACGUGAGACAUGGAUGUUGAGAAAAGUGAAGGCAGAAAGGGAGUAAUUUUAGAGGGAUGUGGCUCGGGGCUGUCCUCCCUAAAAGGUGGCCUCUGCCCAGUCAUGAGGCUAGUAAGGGGUUGAGCUGAGACUGGAGCCAGUCCACCUGACUCCGAGUGAUUUCCUUCAAUGGAACGAGGUCUUCAGGUGAAGCACGCAGGGAGACGGACAGGAAGCCGGGCCCCGGCCGCAGAGAAGGAGGCUCUCCAGGUCUCGCCCAGACCUUGGAGAGAGAGCCCACCGAGGUUCGGGGGGGCAGGUGCAGGCCUCCCAGUGGGGCCCAGGCCGCUUCCCCUCUGGCUCUGCCACCGCCUCUGCAGCGGCUGCCUUGUGUCCACGUGCUGAGUGGGGCCUGGGGCCGAAGCAUCUCGAGCCCACAUUCUGGCUGGGUUCCCUCCUCUGGACCUGCAGACGUGGCUUGGGCUCUCCCUGCGCCCCCAUCCACACGUCACCAGAGGUCGGCCGUGCCCCGCCCCUGAGUAGCCAUUUAUGGGGGCCCCUCCAACCAAGAGUGAGGGAAGGGACACGUCUGUCCCCCCAAACUACAGGCUCCUGUAUACAAGGUCCUGUCUCUUCUGAGACUCUGGAGUUGGGCCCUGAGGCCCCCAGGCCGCCAUGUCCCCCUGACUGGAGCUCCUGUCCCUCAGCCUCUGGCCCCUGCAGUGCUCAGCCCAGGGCUGCUCAGCUCUGCAAGCACAUGUGCACGAGGUGGCUGGGCCUCCCAGUCUCUCUGCCAGCUAGCCACCCCACGCCAGAUCCCGCCCAGUGACAGGGGUGGGGGUUAGCUGGGCAGGGGCUCCCUGACUGGACCUGUGGGGCGGGGGCUGAGAGCCAUCUUCCAGUUGGGGCUGCCCAGGCCAGCCUCUGCCCGUCCCUCUCCCGGGUCCUGCCUCGGGGGCAGCCCUGAGCCAGGCUGCCGCCUGCUUCUGCCGCCAGUGGGGAGACGGGCUACCAACACAGGAUGUGUUCGUGCUCGCAGCUGGUCUGUAGGCCUCUUCCAGAGCCUGGGCACUGCCAGGCUCUCUGUGCUCCUCUGUGCUGAGCUGUGUGUGCACCCUGCAGGGUCUAGGCCCUGGCUGCCUGGAACACGGCACACAUGCAGACACACGUGUGUACAACACACAUGCAUACUGCACACACGCUGUGGACGGAUGUGCACAGACCACAUCAGCUUUAUGUGCACAUCUGCAUGUUGGAGAGCAAACUUAGAUGUCCGUGCCCUUGCACACGGGUGAAUACAGGUCCAGACAUGCUUGCAUGUGCUCCCCACUGCACCCACAUAUAAAGACACAAAACCGCACAUGUGUACAUAUGGUAAUCCUAGUCACGCACACGUUUGCAUACAAGGCCAUGCUCACAGGCUCACCUUUCCAUACUGUGUGUGCUCACACGCACACGCUUCCCACGGCAUGUCAGUGCUCAGCACACGUGUUCACGCUGGCCCUGGGAUUCCAGUGCGGGCUGGCUCAGUCCCCUCCCCCAGCUCCUGACAGGCAGCUCUGCUCUGCCAGCCUCAGCCCCCAGGCCCUGACCUGCCGGCUUUGCCGCAGGCCUCCCUGUCAACGGCCUAGGGCAUAUGGCAGGACAGAGCAGGCAGCACCCACCCUCAGAGCCUCAGGGAAGGCGACCCAAUUCGCAUGUGCACGGUCACGGGAAGCCACCCUGCAUGACACAGGCAUGUGUGAACACGUCUACUUGCUAGUUACCCUCAACCACUGUGCGGAAGCUGGCCAGCCUCCACGUGCCUAUAGCUGCCUGUGCAGAAACAUGGACACGCCUCGCUCCACACACGUGCAUGGCUCGCAAACACGUUACUAGCAUGCCCUAGAUGGCUGUCUGCGGGAAUACAUGCACGCACAUGGUUCUCACAGGAGAGCAAUGUGGUGCCCACAUGUGAGCAUGUGCCACUCACGUGCACACACCUCGGUGAGUAGAGACUUGAGCGG